Messenger RNA from Penicillium bovifimosum, 1344 nucleotides. RefSeq names its product SHNi-TPR domain-containing protein. The record is from RefSeq and is a predicted model, not a curated record. Gene Ontology annotation, cellular component: nucleoplasm. Lineage: Eukaryota; Fungi; Ascomycota; Eurotiomycetes; Eurotiales; Aspergillaceae. The coding region runs from base 1 to 1344 and encodes 447 amino acids. Gene Ontology annotation, molecular function: histone binding. Gene Ontology annotation, biological process: DNA replication-dependent chromatin assembly; CENP-A containing chromatin assembly. The transcript has 2 exons.
AUGGUUGAUUCACAAGUCCAAUCUCCCAACGCCUCGCAAGAGAAACAACUCCAACUCGACGAUCUUAUUGCACGUGCGGCUGCUAAGGAUGCGACCAAAGACCAUGAUGCUGCCUCGGAGCUAUACUCCCAAGCUACUGAACUCCAGGCCGAGCUCAAUGGCGAAUUAUCCCCCGAGAAUGCGGAUCUGCUCUAUGCUUACGGCAAGUCAUUGUACAACGUGGCUGUGAGUAAAAGCGAUGUGCUUGGCUCCAAGGUCGCCGGUGAGCAACAGCCGGACAUCACCACAUCUUCGAAAAAAACAUCUUCUGCGGGAUCUAAAUCUACCAAGGAUUCCCUUGUCCAAGACACAAUCGCCAAUUCGAUGGCGCAAAAACCAUCCUCCGUGAAGCGAGCGGAUAAAGAAUCGGAUUCCACGGAUUCCAAGCCAUUUUUCCAGUUUACCGGAGACGAGAACUUUGUUGACUCUGAGGACGAGGACGAGGAAAAUAUGGAGCAGGCCGAGGACGAUGAAGAAGAAGAUGAUUUCGCCAAUGCUUUUGAGGUCCUAGAUCUUGCCCGCGUUCUCUACCUCAAGAAGCUGGACGCUGCAGAGGAAAAAGACGGAGGUAAAGGGAAAUCGACUGAGGUUUCCAAUGAUAUCAAGCAUAUCAAGGAGAGACUCGCAGAUACACACGACCUCCAAGCUGAGAUAUCUCUGGAAGGGGAGCGUUUCAAUGAUGCCGUCACGGACUUGCGGACUGUUCUCGAAUUAAGAAACUCACUAUAUCCUUUGGAAGAUCCAUCGGUUGCUGAGUGCCAUUACAAGCUCUCCCUCGCUCUGGAAUUUGCUUCGGUUCAACAAAGUGAUGAGCAUGCUAGCAAUGAUAAGCCAAAGGUCGAUGAGGAGAUGAGGAAUGAAGCUGCCACCCAGAUGGAACAUGCUAUCGAGAGUUGCAAGGUCAGAAUGGCCCAAGAGGAGAAAAAGUACGAAACAGAGAAGGACGAGGAUGAAGACAAGGCAACUGCGACAAAGCGGAAAAUUGCUAACGUCAAGGAAAUCAUCGCGGAGAUGGAGCAAAGGCUAAUCGAUCUACGCCGACCACCUGUCUCGAUUGAAGAGAGCGAUCAAGCCAGCGAAAGUAUGCUGAAGGGAGUCCUGGGUCAAAUCAUCGGCCAGUCAGCAACGGAGCAGAAAGCUCAGCUCGACGCAGCUAGCAAAAAGGCGACAGAUCUAUCUGCCUUUGUCAAACGGAAGCCUGCGAAGCAGCCAACUCAGCAACCUGAACCUCCCUCGAAAAGACCUGCCGAAGAGCCCGCAGAAAAUAAUUCCAAGCGGUCUCGGGUCGAUGAUGCCUCCUCAUAG